This is a messenger RNA of Linepithema humile (Argentine ant), 1965 nucleotides long. Its product is annotated as putative leucine-rich repeat-containing protein DDB_G0290503. NCBI's taxonomy places the organism in Eukaryota, Metazoa, Arthropoda, Insecta, Hymenoptera, Formicidae. Gene Ontology annotation, cellular component: membrane; early endosome. The record is from RefSeq and is a predicted model, not a curated record.
GCUAACAGCCAGUUUCCGUCUGGCUACGUAUCUCUUGACAAGUGACGUUCAUUUCGCAUCGUACACACGCAGGAUUCGGGAUGAUUCGAUAGAACGCAUAUCGCGCUGGGGGCGUUUUAUUAGAGUGUACUGGAGUGCACUCUUUAUGAAGCUGUAUUAUAUAUUUGAUGGAAUGCGAAAUACGGCUUCACCGAUCGUGGCUUAACGUAAUUGUCCCGAAAUCGACUCGUCGAUAAACAACGGCACUGACACCGAUAUCAACGGCGAAGAAUGCGCGAUGCGUGUCCCGGCAUCAAGAACGCAGUAUCCAAAAACCUCGUGAAUAAUGUCCAGGUAUCCAUAAUACGCGGAAUAGAGGUGGCGAGUUAACGAGACACAUAAGUCUUGGAAGAAAGGUAUGGAGGGUGUCAACGGCCAGCUGCAAACCAAGUAUCAAAAAAUCGCCGCGGAAUACUCAAAAGUUCGUGCGCAAGCAAAUGUUCUAAAAAAGGCUGUGAUAGAGGAGCAAGCACGUAACACAGAUGUUCGAAAUCAAUUGAAGGAAAAGGAAGUGGAACUUCGGAGAGCUGAUCAGGAAAUAGACAGUUUGACAUUUCGUAAUCAGCAAUUGACAAAGCGUAUAACUGUACUGCAAGAGGAGCUAGACAAAGCACAGAAUAAACCUAAGAAGGGCAAGAGUAAAGUACAAGAGAACAAUAGCCAAAUUCCAGCAUUACCACCCAAUAACAUCUUAGAUGAGGAAUUUCAAAAGAAGAUAGUGGAGAAUGCUCAAUUAUUAUCACAAAUUAGUGACAAAGAUAGUGAAAUUGAAAGUUUGUACGAAAGGAUACAGCAAUUAGAAUAUAAACUCGAUUAUUGUGAAAAGUCUAAAGUAGAAUUGGAGUGCCAGUAUCAAACUACCAUAGAUAAAAUAGAAAGAGAGAGAAAUGACUUACAAAGAAAAUUGAAUGAUAAGCAAAAACAUGAGGAAACUGUAUCGUGGUCUAGUAACGAAGGUAGACGUGAUGGUUAUGAUUUUGAUACGAGAGGAAUGUUUUCCAAUCAUCGUCAAACAGAACCAUCUCCAGUUUCCUCCCCAUCUGCUUCACGUAGAUCUUCAAAGUCACUUGGAGAAGGAAAGCCACAAAAGUCACAAGAAGAAAGUAAUGAAUUUCUCUAUGCAAAAUCAUAUGACUUAGAAAAAGAAAUUAAUCAUUGGAAAGCUCAAUAUCAUGUACUCAAGAUAAAGUUUGACGAAUUAGAGCAAAAGGAAGCUAUAGCAUCUUUUCAAACUGACAAUGAUGCAUUGGCAUUCGUGGAAAUAAAUAACAUGAUUGGCAAACUGAGUGCACCUUUUGCACUACCAGAAGAGGUUACAGCUCGUGAAUUAAAAAUUAGGGAUUAUUUCUUGCAAGAAAUUGAAAGAAUAACAAAUGAAAAACACAUCUGCCAUAUAAAAAACUUAGCUAUGGCUGCUAAUAACGAAGUUAUGCAUGUGCAGUUCGAUACAAGUGAAUCAAAGCGAGAGAAAUGCGAAACAACGCUAUUAGAGGCACAUUCUAAUUACAACAGUUUACAAAAGGAAAAGGAAACACAAGAAGGAAAUUAUAAGACACAACUCAAUACUAUGAGUGAACAUCUUGCCGUUAUGAACGAGAAACUUAUCUUCCAAACGGAAGAAAUACAACAAUUAAAAUUUGAACUAGCCAAUAAGAAUAGUAAAAAAGGAAAACAGAAGUGAUCCAGGUCAGCAUUGCAAAGAACAAUCAUUGACAUUCCAUCAAUGGUAUGAUUUAAUCAUGGUUAUUGAUAAAUAUAAUUUUAUGUACAUAUACGGAUCAUACCUGAUAAGCAGUGAUUUAUAAACUUUUGCGCAUACUCAUAUCUUUAGCUGUAAAGAUCUUUAAUGCUAAAGAGCUAUUUAACUUAAUAUCACAUUAUUUAUAAAAUCAAAAUAAAACCUUAUCAAGGACAUUGUUCUUUUUA